CACUGUGCCUCUUCUCUCUCUAUCGGACUCAGAGGAGCGAAAAUGGGUCAUGCGAACGACCUGGAGAGGAUGGGCAGAGAACUCAAGUGCCCCAUUUGCUUGAGUCUUCUGUGCUCUGCGGUUUCUCUUACGUGCAAUCAUGUAUUCUGCAACUCAUGUAUUGUGAAAUCAAUGAAAUCGGGCUGUGCUUGUCCAGUUUGUAAAUUGCCAUAUCGGCGUAGAGAGGUUCGGCCUGCUCCUCACAUGGAUAACCUGGUGAGCGUUUACAAAAGCAUGGAAGUUGCUUCCGGAAUCAAUAUUUUUGUCACUCAAAAUACAUCUUCGACUAAAUUGUCAGAUGGAAAGAAGCAAGCUGCUGGUGAUGAUAACCAGGGUGAAUAUGAUACAGGUGGAAAUUCUCAGGACAGAACAAAUAAACAAAAUAACUUGAAAGGAAAAGCAUUUAAGUCCAACACAAAAAAUACUGCAAAACCUUCAUUUCCAGCCAAGAAGAGGGUUCAGGUGCCAAAACGCCCUUUUUCAGAAACCCCAACAAGGCUUGCACAGUUUGAAGGUGAAUUGUGUGAAUUUGCCAAGGAAGAACCUAGAGGUAGUCCAACCAUUUUAAAGAAGUCUGCUCUGAGUGAAAAGGGAGAACCGAUGCUUUCACCUUUCUUUUGGUUGAGGGAGGAGGAAGAUGUAGAAAAGUCAACUCAGCAAACUGACGAGGAUCAGCUCAUGGAUAUGCCACCUGUAAAUGUUCCUGCCUUCAGUGAUAUCAAGGACUCGGAUGAUGAAUACCCUCCUAAUUUGACCCCAACUGGGGGAUUGCAUGGUAAGUUCUCCCAUGUUGCAGAUUUUGAUAGUGAGAUGUUUGAAUGGACACAAAGACCUUGCUCUCCUGAACUUUGUUCAAGUCCCUUCAAGAGACAGGUUGCAAAUGUGGAAGAGAUCAACAGGAUUCAAGAGAGAGAAUUAGAAGCAGGUUUACAGGGUGUAACAAGAAAUGACGACCUAAGAUCUGAAAAUUCAAAACGCCAAAAUUCUAAACAAAGUGGUACUGGAGAUAUGGUCCUGCCCGAUGGGGCCACUUGCAGAACUGAAGGUCGUAAUAAUAUAAUUGGGGGUAAUAAAUCUAAUAGGAGUGGUAGAAUCAGGAAGGCAAGUGAAAGAGCCCAAAAGUGUGCUAAGAGACAUACAGAUUCAGAUUUUGGAAUUUAUGUUGAUUUAAAUGAAGCAUCAGAAAAUUUUAUCCAAGAGCAAGUUUCUUACAAUAAUGAAAGUGUGGGUAAGACUAUCAUACGGGGAAAGAAGAUUGGUUAUGGCACCAGUGCAACUAAGCCAACUCCUGAAAAUGCUCAUGCUGUCUCUUUGGAAACAGAAAUUCUCAGUCAUGAAAAUGUGGUAACUGAGACAUCUCCCUCAUUUGGUAAAAAAGAAGGCAAUGAUGAAGGCUAUACCUUGAAGAAGGCUGGAAAAGGGCCAAAGAAGAUCAAUUGCUCGGUAAGAUCAGGGAAACGAAAGCUGGAUUCUGUGAAGGACACCAUGCUUGAAGAAGUACCUAGUAUACGAAAACGAAAAACUGAGGAUGCUAUCCCCACGUUAGCUCCCUUAUCUAUACCUAUGGCUGAAAAUAAGGAAGCCUCUGAUUACACCCACAAACCGAGCAAACAUGCAAAAGAAAAUAAGUCAUCUGAUCGAGAACUCAGAAGUAAGAAUAAGUUGAAAGUUUCUGAUAGUAUCUGGAAGGAAGACUUGGUACAUGAUAUCCGAGAGAGGCCUACUUGUGUUCCUGCAUGCAAAACCCAACUCAAUGAAAAGAUUCAGGGCAAAUCUGAUUUCAAAGUUCAGGAUGAUACAUCUGUCAUGCCGAGGCUUCCUUCUCCGAUAAAUGAAGUUGUCUUACAGAAAUGUGAGACCAUUAGUUAUAGGUUUCAAUGUGCUUUCUGUCUUUCUUCGGAAGAAUCAGAGGCAUCAGGAGAAAUGGUCCACUACUAUAAUGGUAGGCCCGCUGCCGCAGAUCACAAUGGAGGAUUCAAGGUCAUACAUGUGCACAGGAAUUGCACUGAAUGGGCCCCUAAUGUCUAUUUCGAAGAUGAUAUUGCAACAAAUCUUGAAGCUGAAUUAACUAGAAGUCGGAGAAUCAAAUGUUGUUGCUGUGGAAAUAAGGGCGCAGCACUUGGGUGCUACGAGAAGAGUUGUCGCAAAAGUUUUCAUGUGCCCUGUGCAAAGUUUAUCCCUCAAUGUCGAUGGGAUACUGAUAACUUUGUCAUGUUAUGCCCUCUUCAUCUCUCCUCUAAGUUGCCCUGUGAAAGCCCUGGAUCUCAAGAAAGGAGGAAGAAAUGUCCUCCUAAACGGAAAUUAUCUCAACGUGAUUGUGUUGCUAGUAAACAUGAAAUCAGUACCAGUAGGAACUGCAAUUUUUGUGUCUCUUCAAAGAAAUUGGUUCUCUGCUGUUCAGCUCUCACAACUCCUGACUGGGAGAUUGUUUCUGAUUUUGAGAGAUUAUCUGGAGUUACAGUUUUGAAAAAGUGGGAUUCAAGUGUCACCCAUGUUAUUGGAUCUACAGAUGAAAAUAGGGCAUGCAAGAGAACCCUCAAAAUAUUGAUGGGUAUCUUGGAGGGAAAGUGGAUACUUAGCAUCGAAUGGAUCAGGGCCUGUAUGAAGGUCCUGCAACUAGUCGAUGAGGAGCCUUAUGAAAUUAGUGUCGACAUUCAUGGGAUCAGGGAUGGCCCUCGACUUGGAAGGCAAAGAUUGCUGAACAAGCAACCAAAGCUUUUCAAUGGGUGUAAGUUCUAUUUCAUGGGAGAUUUUACACCUUCGUAUAAGGGGUACCUACAAGACCUUGUAGUUGCUGCUGGAGGAACAAUUCUUCAUAGAAAACCUAUUACAGAGGACCCCAACACCUCAAUAUUUCAAACCUUCAUAAUUUACAGUCUUGAGAUGCCUGAUAAAUGUAAUCCUAGCAAGAAAGCUACGAUUAUCAACCGUCGCCGGUCUGAUGCAGAUGCCCUUGCAAGUUCAACUGGAGCCAAACUGGCAAGCAAAUCAUGGGUGUUGAACUCCAUAGCCGCCUGCAAUUUACAAAAUCUUCCUGAAUAAUGUAUCUUUUCCAAUUCCAGGAGCCCUGCAGAUGUUUAAUUUCUUAUUGAAUAUAUAUAUAUCAAAUACGCUGUAGCAUAACCUUGUUAUUGAAGAAUCGAAAGUAGAACAUAUAAGAAAGUGGGUGAGAAUGUUAUUUGUCGGCAAAUUGUUUUAUUGUUGUAACUGUUAUUACUGAGUUGAUUGCUGCCAUUAGUGCAUUGAAAAUAUAA
Messenger RNA from Juglans regia (Persian walnut), 3293 nucleotides. RefSeq names its product protein BREAST CANCER SUSCEPTIBILITY 1 homolog. The coding region runs from base 43 to 3081 and encodes 1012 amino acids. The transcript has 14 exons. Gene Ontology annotation, biological process: positive regulation of transcription by RNA polymerase II; negative regulation of fatty acid biosynthetic process; double-strand break repair via homologous recombination. Lineage: Eukaryota; Viridiplantae; Streptophyta; Magnoliopsida; Fagales; Juglandaceae. Gene Ontology annotation, molecular function: ubiquitin-protein transferase activity. Gene Ontology annotation, cellular component: plasma membrane; BRCA1-A complex; BRCA1-BARD1 complex. The record is from RefSeq and is a predicted model, not a curated record.